AUGCCUACCGAGCCCGAGACCGCGCAGGCUCCGGCCGGUGCUCCCAGGAGCACCUUUGUCGACACCUUCGAGAGCCAGCCCGGCACUCCAGGUGAGAGAACUGGCCACCUUUUCCCCACCAUCCAGCGCAUCCGAAGCAGCAUGACAGGUGAGGCUACUGGUCCAUUGAAGAAGCUCAUGGUUGCCAAUCGCGGUGAAAUCGCCAUCCGAAUCUUCCGUACCGCCCACGAGCUUGCCAUGACCACUGUCGCGCUCUACUCGUUCGAGGACAGGAUGAGCGCCCAUCGAUACAAGGCCGACGAGGCCUAUCAGGUCGGUGCAGGUCUCAACCCCGUCUCAGCCUACUUGGCCAUCGACGACAUUGUCCGCAUUGCUCUCGAGCACAAAGUUGAUAUGAUCCAUCCCGGUUACGGUUUCUUGUCCGAGAACCCUCACUUUGCCAAGAAGGUCGAGGAGGCCGGCAUUGCUUUCAUCGGGCCCCGCCCCGAGACCAUCGAUGGUUUGGGUGACAAGACCAAAGCCCGUGACCUUGCCCGCAAGGCCAACGUGCCCAUUGUGCCCGGUACACCCGGUCCCAUUGCCAGCUACGAGGAGGCCAAGCCAUUCGUCGAGGAAGUUGGCUUCCCGGUCAUCAUCAAAGCAGCUAUGGGUGGUGGUGGACGAGGAAUGCGAGUCGUCCGUAAGAUGGAGGAAUUUAAGGAGUCCUUUGAACGUGCUGUUUCCGAGGCCAAGUCGGCCUUCGGUGACCCCACUGUCUUUAUCGAGCGUUUCCUCGACCGACCUCGCCACAUUGAAGUGCAGCUGCUUGCCGACGGUGAGGGCAACGUCGUCCACCUCUUCGAACGUGACUGCUCCGUACAGCGUCGUCACCAGAAGGUCGUCGAAGUGGCACCUGCCCCCAACCUCCGCGACGACGUGCGCCAGGCCAUCCUCAGCGAUGCUGUUCGUCUCGCCAAGACGGCCGGCUACCGAAAUGCUGGCACUGCCGAGUUCCUGGUCGACCAGCAGAACCGAUACUACUUUAUCGAGAUCAACCCCCGUCUGCAGGUCGAACACACUAUCACCGAGGAGAUCACCGGUAUCGACAUUGUCGGUGCUCAGAUCCAGAUCGCUGCGGGUGCUACCUUGGCCGACCUUGGACUCAGCCAGGAGACCAUCCAGAAGCGUGGCUCCGCCAUCCAGUGUCGUAUCACUACCGAAGAUCCCGCUGCCAACUUCCAGCCCGACACGGGUAGGAUCGAGGUCUACCGUUCUGCCGGAGGUAACGGUGUGCGUCUCGACGCCGGCUCCGGCUUUGCCGGUGCUCAGAUCACGCCACACUACGAUUCCUUGCUCGUCAAGGUCUCGUGCCGUGGCGCGACCUACGAGGUGGCACGAAGAAAGAUGCUGCGAUCCUUGGUCGAGUUCCGUAUCCGCGGUGUCAAGACUAACAUCCCCUUCUUGUUCCGUCUCUUGACCCACGAGGCCUUUGCUACCGCCAGCACUUGGACCACCAUGAUUGACGACACACCUGAGCUCUUCAACCUGGUUCAAACCAAGAACCGAGCCCAGAAGCUGCUAGCCUACCUCGGCGACGUCGCAGUCAAUGGCAGUUCCAUCGCCGGUCAGGUCGGCGAGCCUGGUCUCAAGGAGGAGAUUCAGAUUCCCAGCUUCACCGACCCCAAGGACCCGUCCAAGCCUCUCGACACCACCAAGCCGUGCACCGAGGGUUGGAGGAACAUCAUUAUCAACGAGGGACCCGAGGCCUUUGCCAAGGCUGUUCGAGCCUACAAGGGAACGCUCAUCAUGGACACCACAUGGCGUGACGCCCACCAGAGUCUGUUUGCUACUCGUCUGCGAACCAUUGACAUGGUCAACAUUGCCAAGGAGACCAGCUACGUACUCAAGAACGCCUUCUCGCUCGAGUGCUGGGGCGGUGCCACCUUCGACGUUUCUAUGCGCUUCCUCUACGAGGACCCUUGGGAGCGUCUGCGCAAGAUCCGAAAGCUCGUGCCCAACAUUCCCCUGCAGGCGCUCGUCCGUGGUGCCAACGCCGUAGGCUACACUGCUUAUCCCGACAACGCCAUCUACGAGUUCAGCAAGAAGGCCGUUGAAUGUGGUCUCGACAUCUUCCGUGUCUUUGACUCGCUCAACUCGCUCGAUUCGCUCAAGCUUGGUAUCGACGCCGCAAAGAAGGCCGGUGGUGUCGCUGAAGGUACCAUUUGCUACACUGGUGACGUUGCCAAUCCUAGCAAGCACCCCAAGUACACGCUCGAGUACUACCUCAACCUCACGGACGAACUCGUCAAGACCGGAAUCCACAUCCUCGGUAUCAAGGACAUGGCUGGUCUGCUCAAGCCAACUGCCGCCAAGAUACUCGUUGGCGCCAUCAGGAAGAAGUACCCCGACCUGCCAAUCCACGUCCACUCGCACGACACGGCCGGUAUCGCCCUUUCGAGCAUGCUCGCCUGUGCGGAGGCCGGUGCAGACGUGGUCGACGUUGCCAUCGACAGCAUGAGUGGUCUCACUUCGCAACCAUCGAUGGGUGCGCUCGUCAGUGCUCUCGAGCAGACCGGUCUCGGUGCGGGCAUUCGCCACGAGGACAUCCAGAACCUCAACCUGUAUUGGAGCCAGGUGCGUCAGCUCUACCAGUGCUUCGAGGCCAAUGUCAAGGCUUCGGACUCGUCGGUGUUCGACCACGAGAUGCCUGGUGGUCAGUAUACCAACCUCAUGUUCCAGUCGCAGCAGCUCGGCCUUGGUACCCAGUGGAAGGAGAUCAAGAACGCCUACAUCCAGGCCAACAAGCUUUGCGGUGACAUUGUCAAGGUGACGCCCUCUUCCAAGGUGGUGGGUGAUUUUGCUCAGUUUAUGGUCGCCAACAAGCUCACGGCCAAGGAUGUCGAGGAACGCGCCGACAAGCUCGACUUCCCCAGCUCGGUCAUCGAGUACUUCCAGGGCUACCUGGGCACACCGCCUGGCGGCUUCCCCGAGCCUCUGCGAAGCAAGGUGAUCCGCGACAAGAAGCGCAUCGAUGGCCGACCGGGUGCCAGCAUGGAGCCCAUUGACUUUGCCCAAGUCAAGAAGGAUCUUACUGCCAAGUAUGGCCGUUCGAUGAGCGCCACCGACGCCAUCAGCUACAUCAUGUACCCCAAGGUAUUUGAAGAGUUCCAGGGCUUCCUCGACCUGUACGGAGACCUGAGCAACCUGCCUACACGCUACUUCCUUGGUAAGGCGCACCCGGGCGAGGAGUUGCACGCCUACAUCGACCGCGGCAAGCUGCUCAUUGUCAAGCUGCUCGCCGUGGGUGCACUCAACACCAACAACGGUACCCGAGAGGUGUUCUUCGAACUCAACGCCGAGCCUCGAGCCCUCACCAUCGAGGACCGAAGUGCUGCGGUCGAGACCGUCAAGCGUGAGAAGGCCUCUUCAGACCCUGGCAGCGUCGGCUCGCCUUUGGCCGGUGUCGUUGUGGAGAUCCGUGCCAAGGAGGGUCACUCGAUCAAGGCUGGCGACCCAUUGUUCAUCAUGAGUGCCAUGAAGAUGGAGACGGUCGUUUCGGCACCCGUCAGCGGUCACGUCAAGCGCGUCCUCGUUGAGCAGAACGACUCGGUGUCCCAGGGCGACUUGCUCUGCGAGAUCGAGCACUAG
Messenger RNA from Mycosarcoma maydis (corn smut), 3627 nucleotides. RefSeq names its product putative pyruvate carboxylase 1. Gene Ontology annotation, molecular function: ATP binding; pyruvate carboxylase activity; metal ion binding. The record is from RefSeq and is a predicted model, not a curated record. Bases 1 to 3627 code for a protein of 1208 amino acids. Gene Ontology annotation, cellular component: cytoplasm. The transcript has a single exon. NCBI's taxonomy places the organism in Eukaryota, Fungi, Basidiomycota, Ustilaginomycetes, Ustilaginales. Gene Ontology annotation, biological process: pyruvate metabolic process; gluconeogenesis.